AUGUGCGAAUAUAACCAGUCUCGCUCAUCCGACUCCUCGGCCACCUCUGGUUCUAGCGGCUCUUCAUAUCAACUCAUCCUGGAUCACAUCCUCAAUUACCCAGGCAGCUAUGAGAUACCACUACGCACCAUGUAUGCGCUCAAUUGUCAUCCGCCAAGCUCGCCGACUUCCAGUACUGCCAGCUCGCCCGCCAUUUCCCAGGGCGGCUUCCCAGAUGGUCAGACGACUGAGAGCCUCACGCAAAAUCUGAUGACGCAGCUUUCCAAUCUACCGGGCAAGGACCACAAGAAACCGCCCAGCUUCAUCACCUCCUUCGUCCAGCGAUGCUUUCCUGCCCAGCUGACCCAAGUCGACUUUCCACAGGCGCUUACCGGACUGGAUUAUCUCAAGGAUCUCGAGACGCGUCGGCGAAGUGAAGUCGCCUCCGCCAUGGACCGCCUGGACAUUGACCGCGAGGCUCUGACGCGCGAAGACGCCGGCCUCGCUGAGAAGUAUCCCGGUGUGGCCCAAUGGGUGAAGUCGAUCGAGGAGAAGGAGCGCAAGAUCGACACGCUGUACACACAGGUGUACAUUGGCCUCCGACGAUGGGUCAUCAUCAAUGAGCUCUCACUUAUGCCUUUCCACAAGCACAACUGCGUGGCUAUGCUCAACACCCUCUACCCGCCGAUGGGCAUGCAGACUCAGCCAACGAGCAAGCUCACACCUGCCGUCCUCAAGUCUCAACGCAAUGGUUUCUUCAAGUACAUCCAAGCGGUCGAAAGGAACGGACCAAGCGUCUUGACCAACCUGGUUCAGCAGGGCAAGGCGCCGUCCGACGUCAACGGCUGGGUUGCGGUGACGCGUACUCUGAGCAUCUAUCUGCAGCUCGCGAACAGCAUCAUCAAUGAAUGUAUCGCGAUUUCCGAUGCUCAAGACGUCUCACCACACAAGAAGCGUGACUCGAACCAGUCGCGCCACACCCGCAAAGCGGAUUCUGGGAUCAGCUUUACCUCUGAGCAUCGACCCUCAACUCGCGGCUCAGUGGGAGAGCCUGUUUCGCCGAUGGAGCCUAGCAGACCGAAGACUCCCGGUAGCUCCAGGCAAGGGUCAGCGACAGCUUUGGAGAAGCUCGCUCGCGGUCUGAAGACCAUCGGGCGUAGCAGGACGGAUGUGACGGAGAUGAUCUCGGGCGAGAGUCAUUCCUCCUUCCAGCAGGCGGAGAGACCAAAGAUGCUCCGAAAGAUGCGCAGUCUGGGCUCUCUCGGCGAGCGCAAGGGCAGCGUGUCCACGACGACCUCGCGCCAAGAAUCGGACACGCCUGCUUUUGACGUGGAGGAGAUGCGACGACAACGAUUGCAGUACGAGGCCCGGAAGAAGGACGACAAACGAGCAAGCAACGAAGUCUGA
Lecanosticta acicola is the source of this 1386-nucleotide messenger RNA. NCBI's taxonomy places the organism in Eukaryota, Fungi, Ascomycota, Dothideomycetes, Mycosphaerellales, Mycosphaerellaceae. The record is from the annotation of a GenBank genome assembly.